Stegastes partitus (bicolor damselfish) is the source of this 10713-nucleotide messenger RNA. RefSeq names its product misshapen-like kinase 1 (gene mink1). Gene Ontology annotation, biological process: protein phosphorylation. Gene Ontology annotation, molecular function: ATP binding; protein kinase activity. NCBI's taxonomy places the organism in Eukaryota, Metazoa, Chordata, Actinopteri, Pomacentridae. The record is from RefSeq and is a predicted model, not a curated record. The transcript has 30 exons. Bases 1277 to 5065 code for a protein of 1262 amino acids. Gene Ontology annotation, cellular component: cytosol.
CAUCAAGGCUGGGAGUGGGAGGGAGGACUUGGGAAGCAAAACAUGGCGAAAUAACAAGUUUGGCUGUUAUCCGCAGUUACCAACUGCACCGCAUCUUGCAGUGUUGGACUACAAGUUGAUUUUGAAAAAAAAAGACGGACGCCGAAGAACGACAGCGACGCUCAACUUUAAAGAGUCGAGUGCUCCAGCUUAACAAGUAUUACGGUGGCUGGCGAGAACAUAGUGCCUGCCUGUCUGCCUGCCUGACUGUGUUUUCCCCCGGAAGGUUGGCAGUGCUAGGCGCGACUGUCAACACAGAAAAUGGAUGAAGGAGGAAAGUUUAUCCUGGAAAAGACAAUUUUUUAGCCUGCUAGCUUAGCCACGUUAGCUAGCCAGUUAAUGUCAGCUUGAUCGCGCGCACCUGACUCGCUGUUCGGGUUACUGAGCGCUUUCAGGAACAUUUAAGUCGUGUUAACAAGUUUGACAACUGCAGCCGCAGGGAUUCGCAUUUCAAACGAGGCCUUUAUUUCCAUUUUCCGCUCUUAUUGCUUAGUAAUAUUCCGGGAGGACAGCUAUUUAAGGCUAAUAAUGAGAGCCUGACAGUCGGUUCUGGUGCGGUGCGGACGGACCCGGACGCCAUCACAUCAGACGUUGCGUUCUCCUUAAAAACAACCGUUGCGCUGCUCAGCACUAAAUGUUUUUUUAUACUUCAUCAGCGGAACCAGGAGUGUUUCACUGACACAUCACACCUAUGUGGUAGUUUUUUUUUUCUCUCUCUCUCUCUCCGCGACACGAAUCUUUGUAUCCUAAAUAACAUUAGCUGGGAUGUUGUACAGCAGCAGAGCCGCGGCGUCUUGUCAAAAUGAACGCAGCAAGGUGUUCAACAACAGUGGAGGUGCACUGCAUUUAAGACCUGCCAGUUGUUAGAUGGGCUCGAAUGGCCGGCUAACAGCGACGUGAACAGUUUGUUGAAAUAUCUUCUUUUGAGUUGAAUGUGUUUUGAUCAGAUAUUGCAGCUGGUAUUUCUGUAAAACAACUGCGGAUAACAUUAUAGCUCUCGGCCAGAGUUGACGUGAGCUAGCCAGCUGGGUGCGUCUGUGGCACCUCUAUCUGCGAUGUGUUUGCUAAUCUAAGUGCUGCCGUGUUGUUCCGCAACAGCUUCAGGAUACUGGACCUUUUACUGGACAUUUUCUGUACAUAAUCAGGCCCUGACAAGCUGAUUUAAGCAGCCACCUAAACCCCCCUUUGUACUUCUUGUGAAAUCACUGGCUAACUUGUUAGCUAAGUUUCUGCAGCUAUGUCUGAAAACGCCCCCACACGAAGCCUGGAUGACAUAGACCUCGCAGCUCUGAGGGAUCCAGCAGGUAUCUUUGAGCUGGUCGAGGUUGUUGGCAAUGGGACAUAUGGACAAGUGUACAAGGGCCGUCACGUGAAGACAGGCCAGCUGGCUGCUAUCAAGGUGAUGGAUGUUACAGAGGAGGAAGAAGAGGAGAUCAAAGCAGAAAUCAACAUGCUGAAAAAAUACAGCCACCACCGCAACAUAGCCACGUACUACGGUGCCUUUGUAAAGAAGAGUCCACCAGGACACGAUGACCAACUUUGGCUGGUGAUGGAGUUUUGCGGGGCGGGAUCGGUGACCGACCUGGUGAAAAACACUAAGGGCAGCUCUCUAAAGGAGGACUGGAUCGCGUACAUCUGCAGAGAGAUCCUAAGGGGCCUUUCUCACCUCCAUGCCCAUAAAGUUAUCCACAGAGACAUUAAGGGCCAGAAUGUGCUGUUAACAGAGAAUGCAGAGGUCAAACUCGUCGAUUUUGGAGUAAGUGCUCAGUUGGACAGGACUGUUGGACGUAGAAACACCUUCAUUGGGACACCGUACUGGAUGGCACCUGAAGUUAUUGCCUGUGAUGAGAACCCUGACUCCACCUAUGACUACAGGAGUGACAUUUGGUCCUUGGGGAUCACAGCUAUCGAGAUGGCAGAGGGAGCUCCUCCAUUGUGUGACAUGCACCCGAUGAGGGCCCUGUUUCUGAUUCCCAGGAAUCCCCCUCCAAAACUUAAGUCCAAGAAAUGGUCCAAGAAAUUUAUUGACUUUAUAGAGGGCUGUCUUGUGAAGACAUAUCCCAGCCGGCCAUCCACAGAGCAGCUGCUCAAGCAUUCCUUCAUCAGGGACCAGCCCACUGAACGGCAGGUCCGAAUUCAGCUCAAAGACCACAUUGAUCGUACACGCAAGAAAAGAGGAGAAAAAGAAGAGACAGAAUACGAGUACAGUGGUAGUGAUGAAGAGGAUGAAAAUCGUGGAGAUGACCGAGAGUCAAGUUCCAUUCUUAAUGUGCCCGGUGAGUCCACCCUGAGGCGGGACUUCCAGCGUCUGCAGCAGGAGAACAAAGAGCGCUCGGAGGCUCACAAGCGGCAGCAGGCCCAACUGGCAGCUCAGCGCCGGGAUCCUGAGGAGCACAAACGGCAACUGUUGCAUGACCGGCAAAAACGCAUUGAAGAGCAGAAGGAACAGCGUCGCCGUCUUGAAGAGCAACAGAGAAAAGAGCGAGAGAUGGUGAGGCAGCAAGAAAAGGGUCCCCAUCGGAGACUUGACGAUAUGAGACGGGAGGAAGAUAGAAGGCUGGCAGAGAGAGAGCAGGAAUACAAGCGCAAGCAGCUUGAAGAACAGCGUCAGUCAGAGCGUUUGCAGAGACAGCUGCAGCAGGAGCAUGCCUACUUGGUGUCUCUGCAACAACAGCAGCAAGAAAAGAAGCCCCAGCUGUAUCACUACAACAAAAACCUGGAGCCCAACAAUAAACCCACUUGGGCCCGUGAGGUGGAGGAGCGAAGUAAGCUCAACAGACAGGGCUCACCUAAAAUCUGCACCACAGUCUCUGACACUGCCAUCCAGUCGCGCUCUGACUCAAUCAGCCAGUCAGGAGUGGUCCAGUCUGCGCAGACCCCACCGAUGCAGAGGCCAGUUGAACCCCAAGGGGGGCAGGGCAAGUUCCAGAUGGCUCACCUGGUUCCCCUAAAGCCUUAUGCUGCCCCUGUCCCUCGAUCCCAGUCCCUCUGUGACCAGCCCACUAAGACCAUGUCCGCCUUCCCCACCCAGGAUCCCUCCCUCACCCCCACACCCCGCCCCAUCCACUCUAGAGAGCUGGUGCGUCAGAACUCGGACCCCACUUCUGAAACCCCAGCACCGCAGGGACAUCAAAUCAGAGAGGAUCGUGGCCCCUGGAUCCGCCUGCCAGAUGUAGAACUCCCACCCAAGAUUCCCCAGAGGACAGCUUCUAUUGCCACUGCUCUCAACACCAACCUAACAUCUGGCAUUCGGCAUCCAGUAAGAGCCAGCAAUCCAGAUCUCAGCCGCAAUGAUCGCUGGGAGAGAGGAGACAGUAUAAGCAUCAUAUCCAAUCUACCCCAGACUGGCUCCCUGGAGAGGCAUCGCAUCCUCAGUUCCUCCAAAAUGGAUUCACCCAUUAUCUCCCAUGAUAGUCGCCAUAAGCCGGGGGAGUCUCGAACUUCCUCCCGUCCUGGCCGCCCCGCCGAUCAUGGCCUCUUUGCCAAAGAACGUGCUGAGGAACCGCCAAGGCCGCCGGUCAAGGCCAAUGAUUAUUCCUCCUCUUCAGAGAGCAGUGAGAGCAGUGAGGAAAGCGAGAGUGGCGAGGGAGCAGAAGAGGAAGAAAGCCCCACAGAUCGUCACAGGGACGCAGACACUGAUUCAGUCAACACCAUGGUGGUUCAUGAAGAUGAGGGUGAGGGGGGAGAAGGAGAGCAAGCUGGAGGCUAUGGGGAUCAGACCAUGCUGGUGCAGAGAACUCCAGAGAAGCGCAGCCAUAACGGAUACACUAACUUGCCAGAUGUGGUGCAGCCCUCCCACUCCCCCACUGAUUCAGCCACUCACUCCUCUCCUGGGAAGGACUCUGUUUAUGAUUAUCAGUCCAGAGGUUUGGUUAAGGCAUCUGGCAAGUCCUCCUUCACCACGUUUGUGGAUCUGGGCAUGUACCAGUCACCAGGUACAGGAGAUAACAUGUCUGUCACUGGCUCCAGGUUUGAGCAGCUGAAGAUGGAGGUAAGGAAAGGAUCCAUGGUGAAUGUCAAUCCCACCAACACGCGCCCUCCCAAUGACACACCUGAGAUCCGCAAAUACAAGAAAAGGUUCAACUCUGAGAUCCUGUGCGCUGCACUUUGGGGUGUGAACCUGUUGGUGGGCACAGAGAACGGCUUGAAGCUGCUGGACCGUAGUGGUCAGGGCAAGGUUUACCCCCUCAUCAACUCUCGCAGGUUCCAACAGAUGGAUGUGCUGGAGGGCCUCAACCUGCUCAUCACCAUAUCAGGCAAGAAAAACAAGGUGCGUGUCUACUACCUGGCGUGGCUGAGGAAUAAGAUCCUCCACAAUGACCCCGAGGUGGAAAAGAAGCAAGGUUGGACCACAGUGGGGGAGAUGGAGGGCUGUGUACACUACAAAGUGGUGAAAUAUGAGAGGAUAAAGUUCCUGGUGAUUGCUUUGAAGAAUGCGGUGGAAGUAUAUGCUUGGGCGCCCAAACCUUAUCACAAAUUCAUGGCCUUCAAGUCUUUUGCAGACUUGCCACACAGGCCUGUCCUGGUCGACCUAACAGUGGAGGAAGGUCAGAGGUUGAAGGUCAUCUACGGCUCUUGUGCUGGCUUCCAUGCUAUCGAUGUAGACUCUGGAAACAACUAUGAUAUUUAUAUCCCCGUUCAUAUCCAGAGUCAUGUGACUCCGCAUGCGAUUGUGUUCCUGCCCAGCUCAGAUGGCAUGGAGAUGCUGCUGUGCUACGAGGACGAGGGCGUCUAUGUCAACACCUACGGACGCAUCAUCAAGGACGUUGUCCUGCAGUGGGGCGAGAUGCCCACGUCAGUUGCUCAUAUCUGUUCAAACCAGAUCAUGGGCUGGGGAGAAAAGGCCAUUGAGAUCCGCUCUGUGGAGACCGGCCACUUGGACGGCGUUUUCAUGCACAAAAGAGCUCAGAGGCUGAAGUUCCUUUGUGAGAGAAAUGACAAGGUGUUUUUCGCCUCAGUGCGGUCGGGAGGCAGCAGCCAGGUGUACUUCAUGACCUUGAACAGAAACUGCAUCAUGAACUGGUGAAGGAACAGCUGCUCUGGUCAGUGUGUGGAACCCAGCAGGGGUUUGGAGAAGGAAGUGCAUCUGAAAUUCUCGCUAACGCAUGCACACAAAUGUGAACAUCGCUCUCUCUUUCUCUCCAGCUCGCUCACACUCAAGCACUCAAGCUCCAAAGACAAACACACAGACACACAGUCUCUCAGACAAACACAUACACACACACACACACAUACACAAACGAUCUCUAAAUCCAUUCCAGCCUACACUCCUUAAGAUGCAGUUUCGACCGAGGCCCCCUUGAUUAAAAUUCUCCCUGGAAACAUCAUGAAAAAUUGCUGAUGAGCUUCAAAUGUUAAUACCAUCUAUUAAUUUGUACUGUAUAUAUUCUUGUCUUGAUUUACUUUACUUGGUGGACCUGUGUUCAGUCGUAACUAUUUAGUUCCUAAUUGUGAAGUAUGUAAACAUUCCUUGAUGGUUCUACAGUACAUUUUGAGGAAGGCAUUAUUUACCAAUACUGUAUGUUGAAAAUGAAGCUGUAAAUAGUUAGCAUCUGACCCUUCGAUCUGAAUCAUUCGCAGGCCUCAUAUAGCCGUCGUUCACAGGGACGUCUGAUAUUAAAAUGCUGGAACGCCCAUCUGCAGUGGUUCGUGGACCCCAAUUGUUUUGGGGCUCCCACAGUUUCGGGGAGGCUUAAAGGAAGGAUUUAGUACAAAGGGACAAUAAAGUCAGGGCAAAGUAGCUUGUUUAAAUAUUUUAGUUACCUACAGUAGACAGUAACCUGAAGCCCUGCUUUUACUGUUUUUCUGGCCUGAAUAGGCAAUGAUGUUGUAACUCUUAAUCACAACAAGUGAGCCUUGAAUGCUUCAAAAGCAAAAUAAAUUUCAGUUUAACAAUGAAUAAAUACUAAAACCAAUCAGAAGUCUCGUACAUGUGCAGAAUCAGCACAGUGAAAUCUCCUGCUUUGCCUUUUUUAUGGUUUAGGUGAAACCAUUAAUUAUUUGUCUCAUCAGGCUUGUAUCUAAACUUUUUUGUUUUCAUAGAUUUACAAAAUACACAAAUUUGAUAUUUAUAUGUAGUGAUUCUGUAUUGGUAUUAGCCUACUGGUAUUCUUAAUUUUACUGUAAUUAUAUUGCCAUUAUAUUGCAAUAUAUAUUAUUCUUGUGGAGUCUUUGAAGAGGGGAGUUCAUAUAUUUGGCUGUUAGUGUUGGGGAGUGCGAUGACAACUUUGGAGGAGAGAGAGGGGACGGGAUGUCCGUAAAGGAGGGUGUUGGAGAAACGUGGAAGGGGGGGUGCGUUCCCCUCCGACCACAGUGAUCUACUCUACUGUAUUAUAUUUUAGUUCUUAGACUAUUUCGUUAGCGUGGAUCUUUUUGUGAGAUGUGUUUGUCCAGGGAAUUGCAGUAGAACAGCUCUCUGUGUGGUAUAGUUCAUAUUUGUCUUGGGCCAGUAGAUAAGAUUUAACGUUUGGGGACUCUGCGAUACCCUACAGAGGACUCAAUCCCAUCAGGCACUUUGGAGAACAAGGCUGGAACUCACGAGACUUAAUAUAUUUUCUAUCUAUACAUUCUGCCAAAGUUCACAGUGUAUGUUGCAACAGGGGAAUGAAUCAAGGCCAAAGGAAGUAGAGUUUAAAAUGCGACUAUAGAUACUGAAGAAGAAACUAUUCCCACAGAUCACUAACCAAUGUUUUCCUUUCAUGUAUAAAUCCAGCUGGUUUUUCACUAAUAUGGUCUCAUGCUGCGUUAGCUCUUUGAGAUCUGCUCUAGAUGUCGAUUAUUUCUUAGCAGUGCACAGACAUUUUCCUCUUUUCUAGGGGGAAUGAAGUGUCUGCUUUGUUUAGGCAGCUGCACAAGAGAGAUAUUGUGUGCUCCCAUACACCAGACAGUACGGUAGAAGUAUGAGGCAGCUUAAUCAGGAAGAAGCUUGAUGAAUCAAGCUUUUUGUUCAGUGACUCACUCGGUUCACUGUGCUGCUGCAGCACUUUGGUAGAAACAGGUGGGCAUUUUAAUGCCAAGAUGGUUGUACUAACUCCUGUCUUAUCAAGAAGAAAUAUCUUGUUUUUUUUCAACAGAACAAAAUGCAUCUAUUUUUUUUGUUUUUGUUUUUGUGCAGCUGCCAGUAUGAAAGGAAACUCUAAAAAGGAAACUUGGCUAGUGAUCAGUGGCAUAGUCUGCUGAAGCCUGCCCUUUAAGCUGAAGAGAUGUAUUUUAUACAGUCAAAUAGAAAGCUAUUAAGACUGCAGUAUAUGUUCAGGGCAGAGAGCGUUUAAUCAAAUAUAUAUAGAGAGAUGGAUAGAUGGUUAAUUUUAUGGUGAGAUUAUAAAACAAACUGUAAAUGGGCAUGGAAAGCACUUUCACUUCAGUAAACAUACAUUUACAAAUAUAUCUCAAGCAGAUACUUUGGUGUGCAUGUAAGCCAUUCAAAUAGAUGAUAUAGUACUGUAUCCAAGUUGUUUUCCCCUUCAAAGAAUGUGUUUUUAUUCUUAAAUAUCUUUUAUGUGCCAUGACCUACAUUUCAAAUUCCUCAAUUACAAUCCACCAGGAGCUCUGGCACUCAUGCUUUUUAUGGUCAAAUCAUUAUUUUUUAUCAAUCUGCCAUGUUUACAGUUUAAGCAGUGCCUUGGAGUUGGGAAGGAGAGAGGUUUGUAGGAAGGGUUGUGAGCCCCCAUGCCCCACCCACCCACCACCCCACCUCUAUUAGUCUCUUACUUGAAAUCACACGAAGAAGAAGAGGCACAACUAGAUCUGCUCCCUCGUUCCGAUUAACGUCUUGUGCCAGUUAAGUGCACUUAAGUCAAAUCCAGAAUAUCCCUUAGAUGGACUUGAAAUGCUUUUUUGGCACCAAGUGUAACAGCCUGAAGUGAUCAACAGACGAUAAUCCGUGAAGAAAAUCGCAAUAACAAGUACAUGUCCAGUUAAUCCAGUGUAACAUGUAAAGGAUGGACUCACGGUGGGAGCCAGCAUAGAGAAAAGCCAUGUGUAUGAAACACGUUUGUAGAGAAAACUUAGUUAUCGUGCAUCAAAUUAAGCUCUGUGUGUGACGUCUGCUCAGAUAAUGUAGGUUCAUGCUGCAAAGAUGAGGUAAGCGCUUAUUCUUUAAUGAUUGUGUAAUCUUGUAGUGAGGAGAGUAGCUUGAUAUAUUCUGAGAAGCCUAUUUUAUAAAAUAUGUAAAUUAGUCUAUAUUGAGAAAUAAAAGUGAAUGUACAUCUACGAGACAGAUUUGUAUUUAUAUAAAAUGUGUACCACUCUAUUAAUCUAAGCACAAUGUAUUUUAAGGCAGAGAGAUCAAAGCUAUAAUCGAGUAUAAAGGAGAGAUGGAAACCUUUUUUUUUCUUUUUUCGUUUUUUCCUCAUUCUAUCAGUCGUCGAACUCGUCAGCGUGAAAUCAGUCCGAGCAGUUGUUGUAGUUAAGCAAGUAGUCGGCUGAGACAGCUGUGUGUAUGUGGACAAAUGCUGCAGCGUUUCUGUCGCGACAGAAAGACAAGUCUGUCUUUUAACCAGAAGAGUCAACUGUGGCUGUGAUUCAGACACUCGUGGUAGCUCACAGAUUGGUGUUGGAUCUGGCCUCUGGUGUAAAUUGCCUACACGACGCUGACAGGCUGUUAAUAUUCUCAGGUGAUGACAGGGAUCAUCAUAAAGGCAGUGCAGUGGUGAUAUUACCUGAUGGUCCUUGUUGUGAGGUUAGAGGCCCUUGGCGUUUGAAGUGUAUUUAAAAAAAAAUAGAAGGCAGCCUUUAGCAAGUGAAAAGUGCAUUGAUCAGGUACUGGGAGAAUAAAGACAAGAUAGACGAGCCAGAAAUCAUUUGCUGACAACUUAAGUUUUAUGUGAAUAUUACAGAACAGGGUAAAGGUAAUUCCACAGGUUUUACACAUCAAAGUCUAUUUGCAGGUGUCGCUGCAUGUGUGUGAUCACUUCUUGGAGCUGGAGACUGCAAGUUGUGAAAUGGGGGACACAUCAUCAGCUACUAGCAUAACACACCUGGAUCCUUUACCAAACCUGCAUUGUAGGUGCACAAUUUUUGCAUCAAUUUUCAUAUUGUGACUCGGUUAUAGAAGAACAACACUGCAGAUAGCUUUACUAAAUCUGUACCAGAACCCCCACGUACACAUUUUACUUUACACUUUGAUGUGUGAAAUCAGUGGACUUUCCUUUAACACGCUUAGGUUGCAAAAUGUGAUACAACAAUUAGCUGAGCUGAGCAAGUUUAGUCAGACUACUUCAUUUGCAGUUAAAUAAGAUAAAAUGUACAACUAAAGUUAAACAGUAGAUACACCGGCGGGUGACAAAUUAAAAUAAAACAACAAGUAUCUUAGUAAGGUGCAGAACAGCUUCAGUGCACCACGACAAUGUUGGUGAUGACGGUGGAGAGUGCUGCCUCAUACACCUGUCCAACAUCUCCAAUAAUUGUUCGAUUGGGUUUAAAUCUGGUGAUUGUUUUUAUCUGAAUAUUCAGUGUGCCCUCCUGUCCUGUGGAUGGAGACGCUGUCAUGUGGAAAUGUUUCAUCUUAGUGAUCACUCUCUGUGGGGGUCAAGGGCUCUGGUUUUUCCUUUAAUUUGUCACCCGUCUGUACAUAACUUUAAGCAACAUAAACAUUAGCUGCUUUUUCAAGAAUAUCAACUCUACAAGGCAGCAGAAAGUCUCGGCAUCAGCUUUGUUUAGUCAUCCUGAGUGCAUGGCUUGUGUUGGCUGUUGUUUUGGUGGAUGGCAUUACAAUUGAAAUAUUUGACUUAGUAAAAACAGACACAGCUGACGAUGUUGUUAUCAGCCUGUCUAAUUGAAUGCAGCAGGAACUCCAAUAACAGGCUGCAGUUUGAAACACAGGAGCAGUAGUGGUUUGUGAUUUCCCUAAAAGCACCUUAACAUGUGUAAGUGGUAUUUCAUUUUGUACCGAGGGCCGUUAAAAGACCCCAGCCUCACAACUCAUUAGGUUUAGGGAAGAUUUCUGGCUUGAUUGCCGAGUUCACGCGAGCCGGCUCCGAACAGCCGUCAGGAAGAAGCAACACUAAGUCCUGAGAGAUGCUGACAUUUCUUUUUUUUUUUUAUAAGCAAUACAAGCAUUUGAACCAAUCCAAACCCUGACUGUCCGUCUCAGCGUGACUUGCAGGUAGUGAUGCUUCAGUGGCCUUUGGCAGAUUAAAUGUCAGCUGGUUUGUGUGUUUCAGAAGUCAUUCUCUGCUUUUCCUUUUGUUUGUAAUCACAAGAAAUAACUGCUUCUCUGUCAGUUCAACACAACCAGGAUGCUCGUUAUAAUAAUCCAAUCCCAGAAACUGCCUUUCUGAACUCUUAAGUAUCGAUAAAUGAAUGACAGAUAAUAUUCUCACGAGGCGCUCUUCUCUCAUAGCUUCUAUUUCUAAUCAAUAGCGUGUGAAUGGAUCAGCAGCUGUAGCUGGGAGGGAGGCAGAUCAACCUUGGGGAGCUCGAAGAUGACGUGGAUCUUUGGACAGACCUACAAUAUCUAUUGUUCUUUUUCAAUAAUGUUUUUUUGUUUUCUUUUUUUUUAAACGGUUAACAUCUUUGCAAUGUUUUAGUGUGCGCGCGCGUCUGUGUUACUUGUGAGAGGUUAACUCCAGAUUGUAUUUCAUAGACUGAUAAACUUUAAACUUUCAAAAGAUUGUGUUGAAUGAAUUCAUGUCUUAAUACAGAUUGUUUGAAAAAUAAAAUACCUUGAUCUCA